CUGGGCCCAGCGGUUUUUUUUGUUUUUUGUUUUUUGUUUAUUGUUGGUUUUUUUCUUUUAUUCCUUUUUAAAAAAAAAACCCCAAAAUGUAAACAUAGGUAGGGCAUUAACUACAUAUUUUAAAUGCCCCCGUAUCUUUGUUACCUAACACUUCCGGACUGGGAGACCUCGCUGGCCAAAGCGGAUGGUUGGAAAGCACGUAGGUUUCUGCGUCUGCGGUCUGAACCCAGACAGGCGUCUUCAGAGUCUGCCCCCAAAGCUGGAGGAUUCUGGGUAUGAAUUUGGUAAUCCCCAGAAACUAAGUACGUGGGUCUUUGGAGAAAGGACACAGCUGUUGUUUAAAUAGUUAACCGCGUGGCAAUAAGACAUGUAGUUAGAAGUACUCCAAAGAUCCUGCAAGUUCAGCAGUUAUUUCUUUAGAGAUAACUUUGAUUCCUCAAAAAAAGAAGGAAAGACAAAUUCACAUUUUUUGCAAGAAAUAAUGAGGAAACCGCUCAAACUUCUGUGGAACGAUUAAAAGUCUUCAGACUUUUAAGUCUUCAGACUUUAAGGACCAGCGGCGGUCGUUCAACAGGUGUCUGUGCUUUAGUCCGCCAAGUCCCUCCCCCAGAGCGUGCGGGCAGCGGGGCGGAGCCGCAGGUCCUUUGACCUCGGCCGCAGGGAGCGAGCGAGUGUCGGCCCGAAAAGAGACUCCCGAGUCUUCAAAUGGAUUUUAAAAUUGAACACACUUGGGAUGGUUUUCCAGUGAAGCAUGAGCCAGUGUUUGUCAGGCUGAAUCCAGGUGAUAGAGGAGUGAUGAUGGAAGUUAGCGCUCCAUUUUUCAAUGAUCCUCCAGCCCCACUAGGAGAACCAGGAAAGCCUUUCAAUGAACUGUGGGAUUAUGAAGUUGUGGAAGCAUUUUUCUUGAAUGACGUAACUGAACAGUAUUUAGAAGUUGAACUUUGUCCCCAUGGACAGCAUUUGGUGCUUUUACUCUCUGGAGAAAGAAAUGUGUGGAAACAAGAACUUGAUCUAUCAUUCAAAGCGUCCAGAGGAGAGACAAAAUGGGAAGGUAGAGCUUAUCUUCCUUGGAGUUAUUUUCCACCAAAUGUGACAAAAUUCAAUUCAUUUGCAAUUCAUGGAUCAAAAGAUAAAAGAAGCUAUGAAGCUCUUUACCCUGUACUUCCACAUGAGCUGCAGCAAGGACAAAAACCUGAUUUCCAUCAUCUGGAAUACUUCAAGCCUUUCAAUUUUAACACAUUGCUUGGAGAAGAGUGGAAACAACCAGAGUCAGACCUGUGGCUAAUAGAGAAACCUGAUGUGUAGGAGUAUAGUAGAUGACCAUAUCAAUCAUUUCUUCUCUAUACCUUUUAAGGUAAACUAAUAAUAAGUAUGAUCUCUUUCAAGAUACCAUGAACACAUUUCAACAAUAAAUAUUUCAUAGAGGUCAGUGAAAGUAUAUAGUAUCUCUGUGGCAAAUUGUGUAUGAAUUAACAAGAAAGUAGAAAGUUCAUGUAUGAUUUUAUCUAUAAAGUGAAAAUGUUUCUUGGAGUCACUUAGUCCAGGAGCCAUCAUGCCAAGGGGUUCUACCAUCUGCCUUGCAGCACCAUCACCCCAAAUAUCCCGGACUCUGUCAACCACAAUCAAUAUUUCUCUUCCCACUCCACUAAACCUCAGCCAGCUUACAACUGAACAUCUUAUUUGCAAAUUUUUGAACUCCAUAGUAAUGUAUAAUAAUCUUUACUCAGACUCCUCUGUCCAUUUUUGAAAUGAAUAGAAAGCAAUGACAUAUUUCAGUUGAACAGGAGAUGCACAUCUGUUACGGCAUUAUUAAAAUACAUGUGCUAUUUAAUUAGCUGUAUUUCCUGUCUUAUGACUACUUUUCUUCUGUAGCAGAAAAUGGAAUGAAGUAGUCUUGAAUUCGGGCAACAGAUUCUGCUUUCAUUUACAAAUAAAUGACAUUUUCUUAAUGCUGUU
Molecule: messenger RNA, 1956 nt
Organism: Balaenoptera acutorostrata (minke whale)
Lineage: Eukaryota; Metazoa; Chordata; Mammalia; Artiodactyla; Balaenopteridae
Gene: C5H4orf33
Product: chromosome 5 C4orf33 homolog
Exons: 7
Coding region: 706-1305 (199 amino acids)
Source: RefSeq, a predicted model, not a curated record